AUGAAGUAUCAGUCGUGGAUGUAUUCUCCACUAGAACGAAAGACAGUGGCUCAGCGUUUAAUGAGAUUUGCAUUUUCUGGAGUGGGUCCAGAAAAAGGAGUUGAAAAAGUGAAGGUAAGUUUUGAGAUCUGCGAAAUAACUGUAAAGCUUUUCAUGCAAGGAGUUGUUGACGAGUCGGAAGAGAAAUCAAUCUCAGGAAUGAAAUCUUCGGAACUACCAGCGGGGCGAGCUCAUCAAGCUGGCGGCGAAAGCCCAAAGCGAAAUGACGCGGGGAGCCUUCGUGUUGCAGUUGAGCUGCGGCGAAUCAAAUUGGCUCUCCUGAGUGUCUGUGAAUGUUGA
Necator americanus (New World hookworm) is the source of this 339-nucleotide messenger RNA. RefSeq lists its product as uncharacterized. The coding region runs from base 1 to 339 and encodes 112 amino acids. The transcript has a single exon. Lineage: Eukaryota; Metazoa; Nematoda; Chromadorea; Rhabditida; Ancylostomatidae. The record is from RefSeq and is a predicted model, not a curated record.